GGUUGCUUUGCCAUGAGGUCCUGAAAAAAAAGUGCCUUUUGAUUCAAGCCACAAACCCUAAAAAUAUAAACAAGAAGUGCUCUGUGCGUAAAAGUUUAUAGAAGAUCAUUCCACUCCUCUUUCGUAAGGAAAAAGAAUUCAAAUCGACCAUGGCGACCAUCACUCCUGAGGCUCCAGCAUUAACUGCUCUCAUUGCUUCUAUCAAGCAGAAGGACCCAAGUCUGGGUAUUAAGAAGGUCUUGGCAGAGAUUCAAACUCAAGAACCUACUUGGCUCGUGAGUGAGAAGCGUGUCAAAAAGUUGAUGACCGAGGCUGGUAUCGCCGUGGCCAGACCAGAGUCUGAGAUGAAUCUGGAUCCUUCAGUCCCUGUCAGUCACAUCGAUACGGAGGUGGAUGUCAGCGCAUUGACCAAUGGUCAAAUCAAGGCCAAAAUGAUCAAUAAAGUCGUUGGCAAAGGUUUAUUCGCGGCACAGGAUCUUCCCAAAGGCAAGGAGGUUUUCAGGGAAUUUCCUUUUGUCUACUUCCCCCCUAUGAAGAGAUACAAUAUGAUCCGCAAAGGAGAAGCCUGCGGUCUUUGCGCACGUACCAUCAAGUAUGGAAGUCUUUUGAUUUGUGCAUGUCCAAGCUGUGGCAAGAUCAAGUACUGUACAAAGGCUUGUAGGCAAAGUGCAUGGGACAGCUCACAUCGUUUCGAGUGCUUAGCCUUGAACCCGGCCAUUAAAGAUUACAUCAACUACUGUGUCGAAGAAAACUGGAGCGCAGGCAUGGGAGCACUUCGUUGCUAUGAACGCAUUUUGAUCGCUAAUGAGACAUCGCCUGAGGAACUAGCAUUGGUACUAAAGCACCUUGACGCGUUCGCCACUAUCAGUCAGGAGGAACGCCAAAAGAAGGAGACCUCGUGGGAUAUGAUGGGUGAUCAAAUACUGGAGAUUUGGAAUAAGGGCUUAAAAUUGCUUAUCCAAGGCUGCCAGUAUCCGCUCAAGAUCACUAGCAAUAAAGCAGUAAACCCUGUCCUCACAAAGGCUCUACCGGACGAUCUGAAAGAUAGUCUCUUUACUAUGGACACCUACCUUAAAUUCAUAGGACGGUAUAAUCUCAAUAAUCAGAGUGGAGGGAUGUAUCUCCUGCAUUCUUCGUUGAACCAUUCAUGUCUCCCCAACACGGUUAUUGAUAAUCCAGGUGCUGGAACUAGCUAUGGUGUAAGUAUUCGUCUAGCUAGGGAUAUCAAGCGAGACGAACAACUUCAGAUCACAUACUGUAACCCUCUCUGGAAAAGAGAGACACGACAGCAAUACCUUCGUACAGAGUAUCUCUUCACCUGCAAGUGCAAGCGCUGCACAGGGCCAGAUGACAGCCUUCCUGAAGAUCUCAUGCGAGCAUUGGAGGUUGAUGAGUAAUAAUAAUAAUGACUAAACCGUGGCAUGUCCAAGGAUUUUGUAAGGCAUUUACUUCGUUAGAAAGGUAGC
Lobosporangium transversale is the source of this 1466-nucleotide messenger RNA. RefSeq lists its product as hypothetical. The coding region runs from base 150 to 1397 and encodes 415 amino acids. The transcript is spliced from 3 exons. Gene Ontology annotation, molecular function: protein binding. Lineage: Eukaryota; Fungi; Mortierellomycota; Mortierellomycetes; Mortierellales; Mortierellaceae. The record is from RefSeq and is a predicted model, not a curated record.